This is a messenger RNA of Hydractinia symbiolongicarpus, 4521 nucleotides long. RefSeq lists its product as uncharacterized. Gene Ontology annotation, cellular component: cell surface. Gene Ontology annotation, biological process: cell-matrix adhesion. The transcript is spliced from 24 exons. The record is from RefSeq and is a predicted model, not a curated record. Bases 93 to 3506 code for a protein of 1137 amino acids. Lineage: Eukaryota; Metazoa; Cnidaria; Hydrozoa; Anthoathecata; Hydractiniidae.
CAUUUAUAGAGACAUUUUAAACCUAUUCUCUGAGUCUGCAAAUAUCCCAUGAUACUUUUACCAAUUACAGGAAAAUACAUGUCAAGACCAACAUGAGGGCUUUUCUUAUAGUGAUUAGCUUAUUAUGUCUUAGCCCGAUCAAAGGUGACCCCUGCUGUGACAAAGUUUCAAGUAAUUGUGACUUUUUGUGUGAUGACUCCAAAAGCGGUGGAUGGUGGAAAGAGAUUACAUGUGGUCCUGCUAGAGUAAAACUAGCAGCUUGCAGAUUGAAGAAUACAGAUAUUGUUACCCUAUUUGGUAAAGACUUUACUGGCAUUGUUCAGAAAGGAUGGAACAGUAUGACUAAUGCAUUAAAGACAUCUGUAUCAACAGUUUCUGGUUUUAAAACUGCUGCAGUGGAUGAACUGAAAAGAAUUAAACAAGAUGUCCUUGCUAGUUUGCACACUCUUCGUGGUAUGACAAAAGAUCAAUUCAAAGCACUUAUUUUUCGAUUUAAAGAUUUUACUACAGAGAACUUGCGUCACAUAUUAAACCGUGUUGACAUUGAUGUUGUUUUUGGAAAUAUCAAAUCUCUAGCUAGUACUGCUUGGGAAAGGUCACAAUUGGAUGUGUUAGCAAAGAUUGUGCAUAAAAAAUAUGGAAAUGAUGUUAGAUUAUGGACAUCAGGAAAGCUGAAAAAUUUAGGAAACAUUCUUGCUGGUUUACCAGAUUCAGAUUUUGCAAAAUUUACAGCUAAAGUAUUUGAUGAAAGUUUGGAAACAUUAUGUGAUGUUAAAUUAUCUACUCAAAAAAGAUUAAAUUUAUUCAUUCCUGCUGAAUCUCUAUUUGGUAAAAUCUCUUGGUGGAACAGUUCAACUAUCACACGCAUGUGCACCUUUGUUGAAGAAUUAACACCAGAACAAAUCUUGUCAAUAAAAUCUAAGGAGAUUGCUGCUGCUUUUCCUAAAUUGAAAUCAAGGUUAUUUAGUAAAGGACAAGCUAAAGCGAUUUUGAAGAAACUAAAGGAUGUUUGGGGAGAUGUUGGAACAUGGAGUAAGGCAAGAUUGAUUGAACUUGGUAAAUUUGCAAAAACACUAGAUAUUGAAGACAUCAAAAAGAUAAAUAUUGAAAAAAUAAAGGAGAUUAUAAAAAAAGAAGGUUCAGAUAUUUGGAAUGAUGCCCAAAAAAGUGUAAUUAUUAAGGAUUUGCUAACUAAACUUGGUGACCCUAAAGACUGGCCGGAAGACGUUCUACUCCAAUCGUUGAGCUUCUUCCAAAAACUAAGUACAAGUGAUUUAAAAAAUAUCAGCAAAUCUGCUGUGGUAAAAGUGCUGAAGUUUGCAAAGAAUGUAAAAUGGACAGAACAACAGGCUACUUACCUGCUUGGAGUCGCAGAUGAAAAGAUUUAUUUUUCAACAUUAACAAAAGACAGUGUAGUAGAUAUGGGAUCAAUUUUUAAUGGGUUUCUCUCAUCAGAUGUUGGUAAAUUCUCAAAAGUCGUGCUUUUUGCUGCUUUCCCGGAGCUGAUACCUGUUAUUGGAAUUGGUGAACCUGUUUUGCGACGUCUUAUCCAAGUGUUCAAAGAGCAAUCUAAAAAUGGAGAAAUAAAAUCGUUUGGGCAGUUUGUUAAAUACCUCACUCGAGAAGAUUUAAGUCAAGAGCAAAUUCAAGACUUACUGGGUAACUUGGAAAAGUUGGUGAAUGUUGAUUUCAAUGAAGCACAGAUUGCAGAAUUAAUGGUAAAGCUUCGAAGUAAGUUGGGAAACAUGAAUCUGACUGAUAGUUCUGAUGAUGACGUGCUGCCAUGGGGAUUUCAAAACUUAAAGAAAAUAGGAAAAGUUGUUCUUGGACUCACCAGAAAAGAAUUAAAGAAUUUUCCAUAUCGCGGAAUUGACACCACUAUGGGAGUGCUUGGAAAACAAGAUGGCUGGAAAAGAAGACUGGUUAUCGCAGGUUACAAAAGAGUGAAAGAUUUUUGGACUCAUUACAACAUAACCGGUAAAAACAUGACUGAAGCACACAUUGAAAUCUUGGGAAAGUUUGUGCAGGGAUUAACCUUAGACGAACUGAAGUCCUUGCCAAAAGAUGUUCAAAGAGUUGCUAUCCAAAAACUUGGUCAAUUCACUGGACUUCCUGAAGACAAGUUAAAGUCAAGGACAUACUUUGCACUGCAGUAUCUAAAGAAAGUAGGAGAUGGCAAAUUGAAUUCAUCAGAUAUCAAAUUACUUGGAAAUCUCUUUGCCGGACUAUCAAAACAAUACAUUCGCAAAAUCGACCUUAAAGCUUUAUGGAAUAACUUGGAAGAAAUACUAAAGACAAAAGACAUUCCAGUUGAGAACUUAAAAGAAAUCGUUGUAAGGGUGAAGGAAAGCUUAAAUAAGCAUGAUUUAGGAAAAUGGACGGUAGAAGAAUUAACCAGGUUAGGAAAAGCACUAAAAACUCUCGAUGCUGCUGAUUUAAGAGCUAUCAGUAAAGAUGCUUUUGAUGAUCUAGUUGAUCAACUUGGUUCAGUUGACAGUUGGAACACAGAACAGUUGACCGCUUUGAUCAGUAAAGCAAAAGAAGCUUGGGGAUCAGACAUUUCAAAAUGGUCCGAAAAAGCUCUUCAAAAAUUAGGAACCAUCGUUAACGGUCUGAGCACCAGUGAGAUUGAAAGUAUACCGAAAACAGUCUUUAAAAAAAUUGAUCAAUUUGGAAGAGGACUGAAGAUUAAUGACGAUCUUAAGAAGUCAUUGGCGAAGCGUGUUAAAGAGUAUGUUUUGGACAAUGAUGCUUCUAAUUUCGACAUCAAUAUCAUUAAACGAUUUAAAAACAUUUUAUCCGGCUUCUCCACACAAGAACUGUCGUAUAUUAAACUCGACACACUUGAUAUGUUAGAUGAACUCGGCGAGAGAGAGGAUUGGUCGAAAGAACAGAUUAAAGAACUGGCAAAGAAAGCCAAACAUGCUAUAUCCAACAACGCUCGAUCAGAUGGUGUGACUAGCUUAAAGAAUUUGAUUAAAGGGUACUCUGGUUUAGAUAUUCGAUCGAUCCACAAAAAUGCGUUCAAAUUAGCGGCUGCAAAGUUUGGCGCAAUCAAAGACUUGAGCAAGGAGCACAAAACGGAGUUAGCUAACAAAGCGAAAGAAGCGUGGGGAAGUGACCCUUCCAAAUGGACAGCAGGCCAUGUUAUUGAAGCUGGUUCCUUUAUCGACGGUUUAUCAAAGACAGAUCUCAGUAAAAUCCAACCACAAUACAUUGAGCAUAUUCCAAGUGAUGUGAUAAAGAAUAUGGACAAGGAGAAAUUCCAAGCAUUAACUAACCAACAAAUGGCUGAAUUAAGCGAUGAGCAAGUGAGCGCUUUGACAGAAACUCAAAAAUCAGGAUUACCUGAACCGAAGCGACAAGCAUUACAAUCAGUGUUGGAUGAUGAUCCGAAAGAGGAUGAUCCUUUCCCUGAAACAUCCAGCGGUGUAUGGAUUCACGCCACCUCAUCAAUGGUUGUGGUCACAUUUUUUGUUAAUGUGGUAUUUUGUAUGUAUUUGUAACGCGCUCCACUGAAAGGUUCAGGUCGGUUAUAAACUCCGACAACAGUGUAUGCACACCGGUGAUGUCACCUUCAAAGCAUCUGUGGGCUGUACAUGUCUUUUUUAUAUGAAACACAAUGUUUCGUAACUUUCAUCUGGUAACUUGCAAAAUAUUGAGACAAAUAAAAAAAGUAAAUUCAUAGAUUAAUUGGGAUUUAAGUGUAUAAAAUAGGGGUGUGACUCCAUAGUUUUUAGAAAGCCGCCUUUAAAGUUAAACAUCCAAGCUAAACCCAAUUCUUUCAAAAUAACAUGUAUAUAUUUAAGAAGUUAUGGGUAUUAUUGAUGGUUAUUGUUGCUAAAUAUAUAUAAGCCGUCAAACCAUUUUAAACAUUUGGCCAAAGUGCUUUUUAAUAUUCUAUCUUUGUCAUUUCUCUUUUUUAUGUAUUUUGAUGGUUAUUAAGGAUAAAUAUAUAUAAGACGUCAAACUUUUGGGCUCUUUAAAAUUCUUUUUUUUUUUGUAUCUCUUUUUAUGUAUUUUGAUCGUUGUUAACUCAUGUCCUUCGCCUGGCAGUAUAUCUGUACGAUUGUAAAUUUGUAUGUGUGUCUGUACAAAUAAUAUAUUUUACUAUAAAAAGCAUAUUCCUAUAUUUUCGGAGAACAAUUUCACAAAUGCAAGCAAACUCUGAUGCCGCAGUUUUUAAAUAAUAGUCAAGAUUUGAAAUGCUGACAAAAUCUGCAUGCACAAUAAAGAUAAUAUCACAUGUUUUAUACUGGCUAUACUGGUAUGCUCUAAAUCCACAAUGGGUGCUGUUUGUGUUGGCGUUUCCCUAACAGGAGGUUUUUUAUUUUUGUGAGUGUCAGGGUUAUGCACACAUUUACGAAGCAUAAAAAUGUAUUUUUCAUCUUAUAUUUAUACACUCGCAUUGUAACUAUAUUGCGAAUAUUUGUAAAUAAUUCUUGUUUCGUUUCUUUCUUAUCAAAUUUGAUACACUGUAGAUAAAUGUUAUUUAAAAAUAUAUCAUUUAGUCCAUAAAAA